Molecule: messenger RNA, 1641 nt
Organism: Cicer arietinum (chickpea)
Lineage: Eukaryota; Viridiplantae; Streptophyta; Magnoliopsida; Fabales; Fabaceae
Product: probable WRKY transcription factor 41
Biological process (GO): regulation of DNA-templated transcription
Cellular component (GO): nucleus
Molecular function (GO): DNA-binding transcription factor activity; transcription cis-regulatory region binding
Source: RefSeq, a predicted model, not a curated record
AUACAAGGCUUCCAAUUCCUUCAUUCAGCAGGAGGGAAUUUAUCUCUCAAUAAGAUUUGCUAAACCAUUCAACAACAAAAUUAUCCAUUUGAAAUUUCAAAUCUAGUUCAUACUACUAUGCUUCACCAUUAUAAGGAUCUCAUAAAUUUCUUCAGUUUCCAACUCUGCUUCAGAGUAAGAAGCUCUUGGUUCUAGAAAAGUGAUGCUCUUUUGCAUGAAAUAGAUACCAAGCACCAACAUCCUGAAUCGUUAUUAAAGUGAUAAAUAUGCAAUACAAAAUGGAGAAUGAAUGUAGCUGGGAAUACAACACACUCAUCAAUGAACUAAUUCAGGGGAUGGAUGUAGCAAAGAGAUUGAAGGAAGAGUUGAGGACACCAUAUUCCCUUAACACAAGGGAUUCACAGGUGAAGAUCAUACUAUCUUCUUAUGAAAAGGCUCUACAAAUUCUAAAAUGCAAUGAACCAACUUCCAAGACGCAGACCAUGAGUCGAGCAAAAACUUUGUUACCCGAGUCCCCGGUGUCUGCUAAUGGGAGUCUGCUGAGCGAGGACAUUGAUGGGGCCAUCCAAGAUCACCAGGAGGUUAAACACAAUUCAAAGAAAAGAAAGGUUACCCCCAAAUGGAUGGAUCAGAUAAGAGUGAGCUGUGAAAGUGGCCUUGAAGGACCACAUGAAGAUGGCUACAACUGGAGAAAAUAUGGUCAGAAAGAUAUUCUAGGUGCCAAAUAUCCAAGAAGUUACUAUCGGUGCACCUUCCGCAACACACAAAACUGCUGGGCCACGAAGCAAGUGCAGAGAUCGGACGAAGAUCCCAAUAUGUUUGACAUAACUUAUAGAGGAAGGCAUACCUGUUCUCAAGGAAACAAUGUCACUGAGCCACGUAAGUCACAAGACAAACAAGAGAAACCACAAAGUCAAAAUAAUGAUAUUCACCAUGCACAACCAUCACAAGAAAACUUCACUAAGUUCAGCAACACCUUGACUGUCAAAACGGAUAAUCUCGGAAACGAAGAAAUGACAUGUCCUUUCACCUUUCCUUCCACUUCAUUCGGAUACACGACGCAAGAAAACCACAGCUGGGUUCCUCCAGCAUUGGAGAAUGAUUCCUUCUUGAGCAGCCUUUUCCAAUCACACUUACUAUCUCCAGCAACACCAGAAUCAAACUAUUUCUCGUCUCCAACUUUCCACAUGAAUGAGUUUGACAGGGUCUAUAACAAGCCUUGUUCAGAAUCCGACAUUACGGAGAUCAUUUCCACCAACACAUCAGUCACAAAUUCUCCAAUUCCUGAUUUCCAUUUCUCACUUGAUCCAGUGGAAAUUGAUCCAAAUUUCCCUUUCAAUAAUCUUGGCUUUUUCUCCUAAUCGUACUUGAGAAUAAAUUGAAUACCAUGAGUAUAAAAAACAUCAUCUGAAGUAUUUUUUUUCACUAAGGCCGCUUAUGUUUGGAUUGUAAGAGCAUCAAAUAACAUAAUAAUGUCAUAGUGUGAAUUAUGUUUGAAUAUUAUGAGUAGAAAGUCAUGCUAAAAUAGGUCAACUUCAGAAAACCGCGGAAUUGUAUAAUAAAGAAUCAGCAAUGAUAGUGAGGAAUUUAUAAGUGUCCUUGUUUUUAAUAUUGGAAUUACAAUUUCAGCACUUUUUAGCA